Messenger RNA from Rhineura floridana, 2848 nucleotides. It is a transcript of the gene NKIRAS2, whose product is annotated as NFKB inhibitor interacting Ras like 2. Gene Ontology annotation, biological process: canonical NF-kappaB signal transduction. The transcript has 4 exons. Gene Ontology annotation, molecular function: GTPase activity; GTP binding. Lineage: Eukaryota; Metazoa; Chordata; Lepidosauria; Squamata; Rhineuridae. The coding region runs from base 208 to 783 and encodes 191 amino acids. The record is from RefSeq and is a predicted model, not a curated record.
CAAGAGCAGAGUAAAGCACCAUUGCAGAUGAAAAGCUAGAUGGAGCUGUGGGCUGCAUCGUCCCCUUUCUGCCUCUUCUCCUAGCUAUGCUGACUUGUCGGCCCCCAGUUCCUCUCCAGGCUGAAGGCAGGCAGAAAGUGAAGAAACAAAGGGGCAAGUGCCUUGGGAGGCUUCCUGCAUUCCUCCUCUUCCCCUGCCCACCAGAAGAUGGGGAAGAGCUGCAAAGUGGUUGUAUGUGGGCAAACAUCAGUCGGGAAGACCUCUAUCCUGGAGCAGCUGCUCUAUGGGAAUCACGUGGUCGGUUCGGAGAUGAUCGAAACUCAAGAGGACAUUUAUGUGGGCUCCAUAGAGACCGACCGGGGGAUUCGGGAGCAGGUGCGCUUCUAUGACACCCGAGGCUUUAGGGAUGGGAUGGAGCUGCCCAAGCAUUGCUUCUCCUGCACUGAUGGAUAUGUGCUGGUUUACAGUAUUGACAGCAAGGAGUCCUUCAAGAGGGUGGAGAUUCUGAAGAAGGAGAUAGACAAGAGCAAGGAUAAGAAGGAGGUCACCAUUGUGGUCUUAGGCAACAAAUGUGACUUGCAGGAGCAGAGGCGUGUGGACCACGAUGCAGCGCAGCACUGGGCCAAGGCUGAGAAAGUGAAGCUGUGGGAAGCCUCAGUCGCUGACCGCCGGACCCUCAUCGAGCCCUUUGUCUACCUAGCCAGCAAGAUGACACAGCCACAGAGCAAGUCCGCCUUUCCGCUCAGCCGCAAGAACAAAAGCAGUGGUUCUGUGGAUGGGUGAAAUCCUCAGGGACUAGGCCCACUGUCUCUUGUGGACAUGCAUGUGCGUAGGGCUGGCCUUACCUUGAUGCAAAGGAAACUUCCAGCAGCAGAUUCCAAUGAGUUGUCAUUUUCCCCCCUUUGGCUUCUAUCUCUUUGUUUUGCAUUGUUUUGUUUCAAAAAAGGAGACAGCUCCAAGUACAGAGCAGUGGAAGUCACUAUUGACUCUUUACUUGUAAUGGAAAAAAAAGUCUAAAGCAGACACUACAUCCCUGAGUCAAGUGCCAGUAGGAGUCAAGGUGUGUUGCAAUUAAAAAUAGCGGCCACAUUACAAUCAUGGGGGAAUUAACCUUUUGGGGGCCACUCUUUAAUUAUAACUUUCCAAGCAGCCUUGAUUUUAGCCCUGGAAGUCCAUGUUAAGGGUGCCCCAUUUUGCUUUUGAUUUGGGCCCUGAAGAUCAGCAUGGCAGACAGGAGAGUUGUUGCGGGGUAGAGAUGCUCCUGGUUCAGUUUGCCUUCCCUUCCUUCUCUUCUCCCUACUGUGGGAGAAGGAUGAAUGCUUUCAGGUGUAGCUGCAGGGCCAUGGGGGAAAGAGGACAAUGGAAUGCAUCACUCAAUAUGAGAGCACUCCUGGCCAAGCUAAUCCAUGUUCUAAGUCUCUGGGAUGGCAGCAGGAGCCAUCUGUAGAAAGGCUUUAGGAGCUGGCUGUUUGUUUCUUAAGAGGAGAAGGCUGAAGAAUUGUAGAUGGGAGAGGACCAAACACCAACAAGACAAAAGGAUGGGGAGAAAUGUUAUCCUAAGAAUGGGAAUGAAAAGUUUGGGGGCAGGCGAUUUCUGUUAAAUGAUCAUAUAAACUACCCCAAGGCAUGGGAUUGAUUUGAUUUUGAUUGUCUCAUGAACGACCUUUCCAAACAUUGUGAUCUGGUUAAUGCAUAUUUACAAACUGUUAUCAGCAACUUCUUGGACAACUGGCCUCAAUUUAAGCUGUAACCCUAUGCAUAUUUAUCUGGGAGUAAACUCCAUUGAGUACUGUGGGAAUGACUUUCAAGGAAACACGUUUCUGCUUAUGGCUUAGUAGCUUUUGAAAUCCUUUUGUUAGUAAUGUAGGAACCAUUCAAAUGCCAAUUAACCAUGGAUUCAACAUUGCUCUGCAAGGGUGUAUUGAGUAAAUGACCAAGCACAGAAGGGGCGCAAGUCAGGAGUUUGGCCUCCAUAUAUAUUUUAAUUUCCAUAACAUCAGUGUGGGGAAAAAAAUCUUGUUAGAGAAUUUACCCCCUCUCUUCCCCCCCACCCAAACGUAGUAUUAGAGAGGAUGGGCUGGGGAGAUAGUUUAAACUGAAAAAUGGUCAGAAUAUUGGCAGCUAUAACCUGUGUUGCCAGAGCUAUCAUAAUUUUGAAAGAGAAUAAUCAUGUUUGAUUUUAGGAAAACUAAAAAAUAUUUUAAUUGCAUUCUUCUAAAAUCUUCUGGAACAUUGCUACUUUUGCAUAAGAGCUUUGUAACAAGAGGUACAGAAGAGAAAGCCCUCAAAACCCACCAACAUUGCUUCCGUUUCUGAAAGGAGAGGUGCCAGCAACAUUCAGGUCUGAAUAGUGAUCAACCCUCUGCUACAGAAGUCCUGAUUCCCGAUCUGUGGAAACUAUCUGUGAUUGUUCAGUGGGGAAGGAGAGGUAGUUGGUGCAUCCCCAGAGGUGCUCUCUUAAUUACUGCCUCUUCUUAGGGCUGUAAGUUUUAUAGCAUUUUUAUUGGUAUUUUUAUUGGUAGAGCAAUCAAUGAAAGAUGAUUAAUUGGUUUGGGGUGAGAAUGAAGGGUGCAUUAGUUGUCCAGAGAUCCCUAGUUAUCAUACAGGUAAUAAAUACAUUUAGUAUUAAGAGCCCUUUUAGUUCUGGUGUGUAAAAUUAUUCCAGGGAAUGCCAAAAACACGAUUGUAACUUUUAUUAAUAAAGUUUUAAGUGCUUGCACUUUCUUUAGCAAGCUAAAGACUGGUAUCUUACACUGAGGUUUGAGUAAGCUGCAUGUUUAGCUGGCAACAUGCACAUCUAUUUAAACCAACUGGUUUUGCAAACUGUAAUUGGCUAAAUAAAUCUGUA